CUUUAUAGAGAUGGUUGAUAACAUGGGCAAUAAUUCAGAGAGGGAAGGGUUUAAGUACCAUUUUGCUGGUGCUAGUACUUCCUCAGGUGAAGAUGGUGUCAUUAAAGAGCAAGAUCGGCUGCUACCUAUAGCUAAUGUGGGGCGGAUCAUGAAGCAGAUCCUGCCUUCUAAUGCAAAAAUCUCCAAAGAAGCCAAAGAAACCAUGCAGGAAUGUGUGUCUGAGUUCAUAAGCUUUGUUACUGGAGAAGCUUCAGACAAGUGUCAUAAGGAGAAGCGCAAGACAGUGAAUGGGGAUGAUAUUUGUUGGGCUUUGGCAACUCUAGGUUUUGAUGACUAUGCUGAGCCUUUGAGAAGGUAUUUGCAAAGGUAUAGAGAGUUGGAAGGAGAGAGAGCUCAGCAAAGUAAGGGAAGCAACAAUGAAGAAAAGAAUGAAACAUCAGACUAUGGAGUUGAAACACCAAGGAAAGCUGCAGUUCCAACUACUCCCUUGAAGUUCAAUGUGAUUGAUAGGAGUAAUAGCUCUCUGUCGAGGCGAUUUUGAAAUAUAUGAAGCAUGGUAAUAAUUUCUAGUCUUGUAUUAAUUAAGAUUUUGAUGGUGAUGAUGUUGUAUACAUGAUCAUAUAGUUGGAAGGGAGGGUUUGAG
Quercus lobata is the source of this 643-nucleotide messenger RNA. RefSeq names its product nuclear transcription factor Y subunit B-4-like. Lineage: Eukaryota; Viridiplantae; Streptophyta; Magnoliopsida; Fagales; Fagaceae. The coding region runs from base 11 to 541 and encodes 176 amino acids. The record is from RefSeq and is a predicted model, not a curated record. The transcript has a single exon. Gene Ontology annotation, molecular function: RNA polymerase II cis-regulatory region sequence-specific DNA binding; DNA-binding transcription activator activity, RNA polymerase II-specific; protein heterodimerization activity. Gene Ontology annotation, cellular component: nucleus; CCAAT-binding factor complex. Gene Ontology annotation, biological process: regulation of transcription by RNA polymerase II.